Aspergillus niger is the source of this 1404-nucleotide messenger RNA. RefSeq lists its product as uncharacterized. Lineage: Eukaryota; Fungi; Ascomycota; Eurotiomycetes; Eurotiales; Aspergillaceae. Gene Ontology annotation, cellular component: cytoplasm. The coding region runs from base 1 to 1404 and encodes 467 amino acids. Gene Ontology annotation, molecular function: oxidoreductase activity. The transcript is spliced from 4 exons. The record is from RefSeq and is a predicted model, not a curated record.
AUGGCCAAACCAUUCCCUGUUGAUCAUAGCUUGACAUCCUUCUGGCGGUCGGAGCCUGAUCCCUUGGACAACUUUCGCUCUACAGAGUCACUCCCAGAAACGAGUGACAUCGUGAUCAUUGGUGCCGGCUAUGCGGGAGCUUCGACUGCUUAUCACUGCCUCGAGCGCAGCCGACUCGUAUCAGCAGAACAGCCUUCCAUUGGCGCAAUGGCAAGUACCCAAUCGAAGUCAUUCCUAGGCUGCUUGUCAAUAUUAAUGCAUGGCGGGUCCUGCCGUGUAGGUGGUCACUUGAAGCCUGAUGUCUUCAAUCGAACCGGUAAUCUGGCCAAGGAGCACGGGUUAGAGGCGGCGGCCGAAGUCGCUGCGUUCGAGAUGGAGCAUGUUUCCGCUAUUCAGGAACUUGUUGAAAAAGAGAAGAUCGAAUGCGAUCUAGAGGUAAACCGAGUAUGCGAUGUCCAAUUUGACAAAGACCAGCUUGCAAAGGUCGAGGCCGGGUACGAUUAUCUUGUCUCUGAGGGCGUGGAAACGAUCAAGGAUGUCGGAUACACUCCGCCUGAAAUGGCAGAGAGCGUAUCCGGUGUAAAGGGGGCCUUGGCUUGCUUCAGCCAGCGUACCGCCCGACUCUGGCCGUAUAAGUUCAUUAUACAUCUCUUGAAGCAGGCCGUGUCAGCCGGAGUAAACCUUCAGACACACACGCCUGUCACAAAGGUGUCUGACGUCCCGGAUGAUGAAGGCCGAUGGACGGUGACGACAGAUCGAGGCUCAAUCCGCGCCAAAUGGGUCGUCUUCUCUACAAACGCAUACACGUCGUCCAUUGCACCCGAGUACAAGGACAAGAUCAUUCCGGUGCGAGGAUUCUGCAGUCGCAUUGUGGUGCCCAAUCCACCUCCAUCGCCGCUCGAACGCUCGUAUAUGCUGCGAUUCAAUGGCUGGCAUUAUGACUACCUCAUUCCCCGUCCAGAUGGCAGUAUUAUUGUAGGAGGAGCGAAGUCGACCUUCUAUUACCAGGACCAAGACAGCUGGUACAACAAUACCGACGACAGCCGAACGGUCGAGGCGGCAGUGCGAUACUUUGACAAUUAUAUGCAGAGACACUUUCAUGGGUGGGAAAACACGGGAGCAUAUACAGACCGGGUCUGGUCAGGAAUCAUGGGAUAUAGUAGCGACUCGCUCCCACACGUCGGGCAUAUUCCAAACAAGCCGGGGCAACUCAUAGUGGCCGGAUUCACCGGACAUGGGAUGCCGCAGGUCUUUCUCUCAACUCGGGGCAUCGCACAGUUGAUUGUCGAGGGGGUUACGUACGAGCAGACGGGGCUGCCGCGUCUAUUCAAGACAACAACUGAGCGGUUGCAGAGCCAGAGAAACAACAUCUUACCCCUUCCUGUGGUAGGAAGCAAGCUGUAG